AUGUCUCCAAACACAAACACAUACACUGGCAUGCUUGUGCUUAUCUUUGUUCACCUUUAUUGCCUUACGUUGCUAACGUCUUCUGAGUCUGAGUCUGAGUUGAUUGAGUGCAUUCCAAGUGAGCGCGAAGCACUUCUAAGAUUCAAGCAUCAUCUCACUGACCCUUCCAACAGACUCUCUUCUUGGAAUGCUUCCAAUUCCAACUGCUGUCACUGGGAUUAUGUUGUUUGUAGUCAUCUAACUUUCCACAUCCUUCAGCUUCACCUUAACACUACUAUAUCAUCGGAAUAUCAUGUAUUUCCCUUUACCAUUGUCGAACUCGCUUACGAGAGGUCCAUGUUUAGUGGAGCGAUAAAUGAUUCUGUUGUUGAAUUGAAACAUCUGAAUUACUUGAACUUGAGCGGUAAUAAUUUUGGAGGUAUGCAAUUUUCUACUUUCCUUUUUCGAAUCACCUCCUUAACUCACCUUGACCUCUCUUUUUCCGGAUUUUAUGGCAACAUUCCUCAUCAGAUUGGGAAUCUCUCUAAUUUGCUCUAUCUUGACCUCUCAUCAUAUGCUAUUAAUGGAACAAUUCCACAUCAAAUUGGCAAUCUCACCAAUUUAAUUCAUCUUGGCCUCCAAAGUGAUGAAUAUGAUGAAUCAUUGGUUGUUGAAAAUGCUGAUUGGCUUUUGGGUCUUACCUCCCUUGAAUAUCUUGAUUUGAGGGGUGCUAACCUAUCCAAAUCAUUUAAUUGGCUACACACUAUGCAAGCUCUCCCUUCUUUGCAAGACUUAAACUUACAAGAUUGUAGUUUCGGUGAUUAUAAACAACCAUCCAAACUUAACUUUUCGUCCCUGCUUUCUCUCACCAUUUCUGUUGCUCCCAAGUGGGUCUUUCAGUUGAACAAACUUGUUUCUCUCACAUGUUAUCUAAACUGUUACUCUAAUGAUAUUCAUACUCCAAUUUCUGAUGGUAUUCAAAACCUUACCAUGCUUGAAAAUCUUGAUUUGUCAUACAAUUCAUUCUCAUCCCAUAUACCAGAUUGGUUAUACCGUCUUCAUCGUCUCAAAUCUUUGAAGUUAAGUGAUAACUAUCUGACUGGGGCUAUUUCUAAUACUUUGGGGAAUUUGACUUCUCUUGUUACCCUUGAUUUGUCACACAAUCAGUUUGAAGGUGCAAUUCCAACUCUUUUGGGGAAUCUGACUUCUCUUGUUGCCCUUCAUUUGUCAUCCAAUCAGUUUGAAGGAGAAAUUCCAACUCUUUUGGGGAAUUUAACUUCUCUUGUUAGCCUUGAUUUGUCAUACAAUCAGUUUGAAGGAGCAAUUCCAACUCUUUUGGGGAAUCUGACUUCUCUUGUUGACCUUCAUUUGUCACACAAUCAGUUUGAAGGAGGAAUACCAUCCUCUUUUAGAAAGCUAUGCAAUUUGAGACACAUCUCUUUCUCAUAUCUCAAAUGCAAUCAACAACUUUCUCAAAUCUUACAAAUUCUCAUCCCAUGUGUUUCUCAUCAACUCAAGAGUCUUGUGGCUUCUACUUCUCAAAUCUCAGGUCCCCUCACCAAUCAACUUGGAAUGUUUCAAAAUCUUGAAAUGCUUGAUCUCUCCAGCAACAACAUUAUUGGAGAAAUUCCUCAAUCGUUUGCAAAGCUUUCCUCAUUAAGAUUUGUCGAUUUCUCCACAAAUCAACUUACUGGAAAUCUAUUUAAAAUUCUUGCAUCAGCUACUAAAUUGUUAUAUCUUGCCAUAGAUGACAAUUUAUUUCAAGGGAUUGUGCAUGAAGAUGACUUUGCGAAUUUCACUACUUUACGUGUGCUUUCAGCAUCAAGUAACAAUUUCACUUUGAAAGUGCAUCCCAGUUGGAAACCAAAAUUUCAACUUUUUCAAUUGAAAAUGAGCUCGUGGAAGUUAGGUCCAAGCUUUCCAUCAUGGAUUCGGUCACAAAAUCAUCUUCAAUAUUUGGAUCUAUCUAACGCAGGGAUUUCUGAUUCCAUUCCCAUUUGGUUUUGGGAAACAAGUCAUUUUUAUAAUUAUUUGAACUUCUCUCACAAUCAUAUUCAUGGCAAGCUCCCAAAAGAAUCAAAAAUUUUUGAAUCUGAUGGAGCAGUUGAUCUUAGCUCAAACCAUCUUCAUGGAAAUUUACCCUUUGUGAGUGAGGAUAUAGUUUGGCUAGACCUCUCACAUAAUUCAUUUUAUGGGUUAUUAAUGGAUUUUCUUUGUCAAAAAUCUCACAACCCAAAAAUGUUACAAAUUCUCAAUCUUGCAUCAAACAACUUAUCUGGAGAAAUUCCUAACUGUUGGAGGAUGUGGCCACAACUAAUGGAUGUCAACUUAGAAAGCAACUAUUUUAUUGGAAGCUUGCCCUAUUCCAUGGGCUCUUUAUCAGGCCUACAAUAUUUGCAUAUACGUAACAACACGCUCUCAGGAAAAUUUCCUAUCAGUUUAAAAGAAAACAAGGAGUUGAUUUUGUUGGAUCUUGGAGAAAAUAACCUCACAGGGAAUAUUCCUAGAUGGGUUGGAGAAAGCUUGGUAAAUUUAAAAUUUCUUCGGCUCCGAUCCAAUCAUCUUUCAGGUAACAUUCCCAACGGAUUAUGUGAUAUGAAGUUUCUCCAAGUUUUGGACCUUGCACUAAAUAAUUUGUCAGGCAAUAUACCAAAUUGUUUGAACCAUUUAAGUGCCAUGAUAAAUAAAACUAGUGCGAGUUCAUCCUUCCAGGAAUACACGGUAUAUGCAAGUGAUACUAUAAGCAUGUUCCUAUGGGUGAAAGGAAAUGAUGCUGAGUACAACAACAUUCUGGGUUUAGUGAAAAACAUUGAUCUUUCAUCUAAUAAAUUGUCUGGGGGAAUACCAAUGGAAAUCACAAACCUAAUUGGUCUGAUUUAUUUGAACUUGUCCAAGAAUGAGUUAAGUGGUCAGAUCCCUCAAAGUAUUGGCAAUAUGGAGUCAUUAGAAUCCAUUGAUUUCUCUGGCAACCAACUCACAGGGGAGAUCCCUCAAAGCAUCACAAACUUGAACUUCCUGAACAAGCUAGACUUGUCCUACAAUCACUUGGAGGGCAAAAUCCCAACGGGCACUCAGUUGCAAAGCUUUGAAGCAUCCAGUUUUGUAGGCAACAAGCUAUGUGGUCCACCAUUGCUGCUCAACUGUACCAUGGAGGGGGAAGUUCCUGAUGAGAAUGAGAAAGAGAGAAAGAAUCAUGGAGUGAAGUGGUUAUUUGUGAGUGUGGCCUUUGGAUUUAUAGUGGGAUUUUGGGGAUUUGUUGGUCCAUUGUUCAUAUGCAAAUCAUGGAGGUAUGCAUAUUACCGUUUCCUUGAUGACAUGUGCUACAAACUUCAAUCAUGCAUGUGACUUUAUGUUUCUCUUGUUUUAAUUUUCUGGUUUUUCAUUUGUGUAUAUGUGAUGAGUUUGUAAUGUUUUCUUUUUUUUUUUUUCCCUUUUCUUGUAAUAGUGGAAAUAAAAAUGAAUAUGCACUUGUCCUGCUUGGCUUGUUAAAAUGUAAUCCAGUUAGUAUUGUUGUCGCUAUAUUAAUAACAAUGCGAGUUAGAUUUGUCACUGGCUUUGAGACAUUUUGCAGUGUUUAGCAAUGCUUAUUAAGAGCAAGGUUCAAAAGUCAAAACCAAG
Messenger RNA from Arachis stenosperma, 3597 nucleotides. RefSeq names its product receptor-like protein EIX1. NCBI's taxonomy places the organism in Eukaryota, Viridiplantae, Streptophyta, Magnoliopsida, Fabales, Fabaceae. The record is from RefSeq and is a predicted model, not a curated record. The transcript has a single exon. Gene Ontology annotation, molecular function: protein binding. Bases 1 to 3324 code for a protein of 1107 amino acids.